Talaromyces marneffei is the source of this 993-nucleotide messenger RNA. RefSeq lists its product as uncharacterized. The record is from RefSeq and is a predicted model, not a curated record. The transcript has a single exon. NCBI's taxonomy places the organism in Eukaryota, Fungi, Ascomycota, Eurotiomycetes, Eurotiales, Trichocomaceae. The coding region runs from base 1 to 993 and encodes 330 amino acids.
AUGACUUCACCCAGCAACACCAGCAAGAGCAUCCUCAUGGACAACCAGAUCAACCAGGAUAGCCACAACGAGUCAAGUAAUGCAACACUCAGCACCACGACGGAAAUUCAGGACAGAGAAGACGACGACGUGCCCAAGGAGUCAUCAUUCAGCAUGUCUAUCCAACAAGUCAAAGCCAUCAUACAGCAACAACUCAUAGAGGGCGUCAUACGCCUCCCAGAAGGGUGCUUUGAACGCCACAUGCAACUCCAACGCGACUCCCCUUUCUGGAUGAAGGUUUUCAAUCAACCCCAAGAUUCUGGCCACACUUGGCGUCCAGCUAUCAAGAGUCGAGAGUGGGCAGAGUAUGUUGUGGACGCCAGUCGCAUAUAUUUCGAGGCGGAUCUUUCAGUGAAAAAGGCGGUCUCGAUUAUCAAUUAUGCCAUUCGGUAUGUGGCGAUUUGCCUGUUGAAUAGGGGCACGGAGAAAAUUUACUUUGAGGACGGUCGAAAUGUUUUCUAUGAGUAUAAGAGUCGCGGGAUGCCUGCGGAGUUGAAGGCGAAGUACAAAGCGUUUUUGAAAGAGAUGAGGACUAGGAUUCUUGUGAAGGUCAAUGUUCUUGAGGAUAGUAAAGCACACUCAGAGUCGCGCUCAGAAGACGAAAUAGAGCAAGUUGUUGAUGUUCCAUCGAUAGUCAUUACUCCACCUAUGGAACCGCCCUCUGCUCUAGCAGAACCGAAAGCUUCGACGAUCAAGACCGAAGGGAAGCGUGACGACCAGAAACAAAACGCCAAGAAACCCCAGCCAAAGAAGAAAGGACGCAACCGCACACGCAAGAAUUCAAAGAAGAAGGGUAAGAAGAAACGCGCGCGCAAGGCAAUGUUACUUUCCCAGAGCAAGAACCUAACGGAAAGCGAAAGCAAGGUCAAAGGGGGAAAGUGGCGGAGAAAGAAUCAAAAGAGAAAAGAGAAGAAAAAGAUGAAGAAGGCAACUGAAGCUCUGAACAGGCAGUAG